Messenger RNA from Colletotrichum destructivum, 546 nucleotides. Its product is annotated as Putative cytochrome P450 superfamily. Lineage: Eukaryota; Fungi; Ascomycota; Sordariomycetes; Glomerellales; Glomerellaceae. The coding region runs from base 1 to 546 and encodes 181 amino acids. Gene Ontology annotation, molecular function: oxidoreductase activity, acting on paired donors, with incorporation or reduction of molecular oxygen; heme binding; monooxygenase activity. The transcript is spliced from 5 exons. The record is from RefSeq and is a predicted model, not a curated record.
AUGGAAUCAACACUCGCCGAAUGUGGCUUCGCCGGUGUCUUAAACACUGGCAAGGAUCAUAGUGACGGAUGGCUGAGAUUCUAUAAGAGCAUUGACACGAUCCUCGGCGUCCUGUUCGAGGACCUCGAAUACCUGACCCAGCAGAAUGCCAUCCGGACAAAUAGCAGCGGCCCUGCCUUGCAAGCGCAGUCUGCGAACCAAGAACUGCUCAGUUUCCUCGCGAACUUGGUGAACCAGCGCAGCAUCGAGCCGAAAUACGACCUUGUUCGCAAGCUGAUCGAGCUCUGCAGGUAUCCCGCCGCGUCGAAAAUGGCGAUGAAGCACGUGGCGAAGGAAGACAUUGUCCUCGCCGGCAAAAGUUCGGAAUUCGGAACGAAGACGUCUUCGACACGCACCGUGCCACGGAUCCGAGCCACGGCUCUAAGCUUCGGCUUCGGACCGCUCAGGUGUAAUUCUGAGUCACAUGCGCAGGUUGAGCUGGAAGCUGUCUUUUCUAAGUUAUUUUCUCACUCCGUCUUUCCCGGAAAAGGGACGGAUCACGCAUGA